Cryptomeria japonica (Japanese cedar) is the source of this 2147-nucleotide messenger RNA. RefSeq names its product glycosyltransferase BC10. Gene Ontology annotation, molecular function: glycosyltransferase activity. The record is from RefSeq and is a predicted model, not a curated record. The transcript is spliced from 11 exons. NCBI's taxonomy places the organism in Eukaryota, Viridiplantae, Streptophyta, Pinopsida, Cupressales, Cupressaceae. The coding region runs from base 464 to 1696 and encodes 410 amino acids. Gene Ontology annotation, cellular component: membrane.
CCUCCCAUACGGAAUUUAACCAUUUGACCGGGCCCUUAUCAACCGGAGUUACUGGUAGUCGUGAAACGUCCGAGAGAUCGCGAGAAUCGGGUCGAGGAAGAGGCGGACUGGCGGAGUGAGGAUUUGUUGUAUGUGCCGACACACACAGCUGAAAAGGCACACCAAGAAUACAGCUAAAGGAAACAGCAGAAUUUAGCCGAUCCGAGGUCGCAACUUCGAAUCCCCCUCUCGCCUCACGCUUUUCUCUCAGUCGCUAGUGUCACGGGUUCCUCGUCUCUCUUGAGCGGAAAGUAGAGUUGGAUUUCACAGGAGUGCAAACGUUUAAUGCGAUGAGAUGUGUGAUAGUGACUUUUACGGUCCGUAAGAGCGAAAUUUGGCCUGCGCGAUCUAUGGGAAUCUACAGGCUGGAUUGAUUUAAGAGUUUAAGAGGGAGAUUGUUUCGUUUGUCUCUGAUAUGUAGGAGAUGAAGGUGGAGUAUCCAUCGGCGGACUGUGUUGUGUACGGUGUGAAGAAGGCGCACGAACAGCAGAGGAAAGGCAUGGUGGGAACACCGCGGAACAGGUUGGCAUCGAGGCGGCCGCUAUGGGUUGUAGCGCUGAUAAUCCUGGUGUGCCUCUCCAUUCUGGGGGCCUACAUUUAUCCUCCCACAUUGCUUAAGGUGAAAGUGUGUCCUGCCUUCUGCGGUGGCGGCCGCUUUGAGGGCCUGUCGCGCACUCCGCCCUCUCCUCCUCCUCCUCCCAGAAUCUUCAGCGACCACGAAAUAGCAGCUCGUACUGUGGCGGCAGAUAUACUGAAGAUGCCUUCGAAUUCCAUCAAUGUGCCAAAAAUUGCAUUUAUGUUCCUCACCCCGGGUCCCCUGCCUUUCGAAAGGCUCUGGGAAGAAUUCUUCAGGGGGCACGAGGGCAAGUACUCAGUUUAUGUCCACGCCUCUAAGCGGAAUACACUGAAGACAGCGUGGAAGAGCCCGGUUUUUCUUAAUCGCGAUAUCACCAGCCAGAAGGUUGAUUGGGGAAAAAUUACCAUGGUUGAUGCUGAGAGGAGGCUUCUUAUGAAUGCACUACAAGAUGAGAACAAUCAACAUUUUGUCCUCCUCUCGGAAAGCUGUGUGCCCUUGCGUAGUUUUGACUUUGUGUACGAUUAUUUGAUAAGACACAAUGUCAGCUUUGUUGACUGCUUUGAUGAUCCGGGUCCCCAUGGAAGGGGCAGGUAUACAGUACCAUUUUUGCCGGAAAUAUAUAUCAAUGAAUGGAGAAAGGGGGCUCAGUGGUUCACGGUUAAAAGACAGCAUGCACUUCUUAUAGUGGCAGAUUUUGUCUACUACUCAAAAUUUAAGCAAUUUUGCAAGCCAGGUGCAGAGACACAUAAUUGCUAUCCUGAUGAGCAUUAUGUUCAGACCUUUCUCCAUAUGAUGGAUCCAUCUGGAAUCUCAAAUUGGUCCGUUACACAUGUGGAUUGGUCGGAAGGAAAAUGGCAUCCUAAAAAGUACUCUAGAGAUGAGAUCAACAUUAAGUUGCUGAAGAAUAUUCAGGAACUCGAUGAGAACAUUCACACCUCUAGUGAUGCAAAGAAACAAAUCAGCAGGCGUCCUUGCAUGGUGAAUGGGGAGCUGAGACCGUGCUAUUUAUUUGCAAGAAAAUUUAUGCCAGAUACUCUGGAUAUCUUGUUAGGAAUUUUCCCUAACAUCACAAAUACUUGACAUGCUUCGUGUGUACCAAAAUGUGCCCCUCAUAUUUAUAUGAAGGAAUUCUCAGUCUUUGAAGCAUGGGUGGGAGAAUCAAUCUCCCACCUUCUAUAAAGCCUUUUCUUUUGAGCUUUUGAUUUAUUGUAAAUUCUCUUUGUUUUUUAUGCAAGCGUUUCUUUGUAUAGGCUUCCUCUGUUCGGCAUCUUGUAGUAUUGUAGCUACAACAAAUAGCAAAAUUGAUAAUGAACAUUCGCUGAUUUCUAAGACCGGCAGCUCCUAGGGAAUUAGUAGUUCAGUCCCAUAUGGUAGUGUUAACAGUGUACAUCCAACUGAUUUCCUAGUGUGGGCAUCUCCUAAGCAAUUCUUUUUCGCUCCUGUUUUUUGCCAACUUAAUAUAUAUUUCGGAAAGCAAAAAGUAAUCCAACUAUUUAUAAGUUCAUUUGAAUAGUGGAAAAUAGCUUUUAUC